CGCACCCGUCCUCUGUCUGCCAGUGAUGCUGAAACUAAAAACCCGAUGUCCUCAGGCAGGGAAAAAAAAAAAGGCAGCUCUGUGCUAGGCCUCUCCAUGGAGGAGAUAAAAGUUCUUCGUCGUGUGAGAGAGGAGAACGAACGGAGAGGAGGCUUCAUCCGGAUAUUCCCUACGCCAUUAACAUGGGACCUUUAUGGAUCCUUUUUAGAGCACAAGACGUCAAUGAACUACAUGCUGGCUACACGUCUGUUUCAGGACAGGGGCAGGAUGAAAAGAGACUUCAUCGCAGGGAGGUCCCGAGCAGGUCUUAAUGAAAAGCUGGAUAUGAAAACAGAAGCUGUAGAUUCUCAUGCUCCUUUUUAUGAAAGAAAGCUUGUUUCACUGGAAUUACGAAAGCGCCGCCGAUGUCAUGGCAAGGCUAGAGCAGCACGCACAAGAUCAUCAGGGAUGUCAGAACCAGCAAAGCAGUCCCUCAAGUCAGACACAGAAGGUGAGGAGGAGGAAGAGUUAGAUGAAGAGCUAGAUAAAACCGUCUCUCUUCCGAACACCCAAGUGAAAAGCAAGCCAAUGCUCUCUGACUUUGUGAAAACUACUUGUAAGGAGAAGUUGCCAAAACAACCUGAGAAGAAAGCUGAAGAUGGAGGAGAGCUAUUUCUUCCAAAGCCAGACUCAGAAUCUCAGUUUAACUUGCUGCAGGUUCUUCAAAAGCAUGGAAACCUCAGCAAAGUCCAAGCUCGCAGGGCUUUCUCCGCCUACCUACAACACGUUCAGUUGCGACUGAUGAAGGAGGCUGGUGACCAGAUCCAGAAUCCUGCCUGGGCUGCCAAAGAGAAUGAGCAAAUGGAGCUUGUGGUACGCUUUCUGAGGCGAGCUGCCAGCAAUCUUCAGCAGUCCUUGAGGAUGCUGCUCCCCAGCCGUUGUUUAGGGCUCAAUGAUCGGCGUCGUAUCCUGGCUCACCAGCUGGGCGAGUUCAUAAUCUGCUAUAACAAGGAAACGGAGCAGAUAGUUCAGAAGCGAUCAAAAAAGAAACAGGAAGAAGAGGAGGAGGGAGUGAAUCCUGAAGGUUUUCAGAACUUUCUUGCUAGAGCAAGUGAAAGUGACCUGGAGGAAGUGCUGACGUUUUACACACAGAAAAACAAGUCAGCAAAUGUCUUCUUAGGAGCAAACUCCACAAGCACAAAACCCAGCAACACCAGUAACCAAUCAGAGAAACAGCGUCAAGGGGAACACCCUGCGGUGGUGAAAAAAAUGAAAGUUAUUGCCCCAAUUGUAGAUCUGCCUGCAGAAGGAGCAUUAAAAGAAACCUAAACCAGACCCAAAAAGCAGCUUUUUCUCAUGUAUUGUGCUCGUUAUCUUUGUGUAGUUCCAGAAGGACCCACAUGCUCCUUAAAUGCUGAAGUGAAAUUACCUCGAUGUGGCCCUCCUAGUGCUUCCUCCUCUGUUUCUGGUGCCACAUUCCAGAGAAGUACCAGUUCCUGGAUACCGGUUCCGCCUGCAGCCUCUGAAAAUUCACAGGUGUCUGGUCACCAUUCACUGCUGGCUCCUCCAGCUGGUCCCAGGGUGAUUCAGUCCUCAUCCCCACUAUCCUCCUCGCAGAGCACAGCUCCUGACAGCUCUUCUGUCUUCACAAAUGCAGUGUCCACUGUGGCUUCUAGCCUUGCAGGGUUACAUCAUUGUCACUCUGGUAGCUACACCAUUGGCCCAUUCUCAUCUUUUCAAAGAGCUGCUCAGAUCUACAGCCAAAGAUUGUCCCGACCAUCCUCUGCAAAAGUAGGUUUGUGCCAUCACAGCCCGAGUGGGCAGCGCGGGGGCUCAGCCAGGAUACACAAAGAUGCGGAAGAUCCUUCUUCUCAGGACAAACGUUAUAGCCCAAGCAUGGUAGCAGCAGAACUGCAGCAGCUGACAGAAAAACAAGCAGCCUGUCAGCGUGCCUCCUCAAGCCACACCAGUCUCCUCACACAGCAGUUAACAAACCUGAACUUGUCAAGUGGUGCUAUAAGCAAGGGAAAUGCAGCGGCUCCACAGAGCUGCCAGUCACCACUCCACAGAAGAGGGUCAUUGUGGGCUGUUCAGUCAGACACUCACAUUGCUGACAAAAGAUCUGUCUCUUCAACAGUCAG
Apaloderma vittatum (bar-tailed trogon) is the source of this 2120-nucleotide messenger RNA. RefSeq names its product tubulin polyglutamylase TTLL5-like. The record is from RefSeq and is a predicted model, not a curated record. NCBI's taxonomy places the organism in Eukaryota, Metazoa, Chordata, Aves, Trogoniformes, Trogonidae.